Messenger RNA from Dermacentor albipictus, 1158 nucleotides. RefSeq lists its product as uncharacterized. Lineage: Eukaryota; Metazoa; Arthropoda; Arachnida; Ixodida; Ixodidae. The record is from RefSeq and is a predicted model, not a curated record.
GAUAUCGCCUAAAAGUGCAGCGCUAGCAGUAAGAUACUGCUUUGCAGCGCGCAAUUAGACAUCCAGAAGUGUUCAUAGAAAUCUAUUGAACCAGAACAUACUAGUGAAUAUUUUUACUUUAGGCUCUCCAGAAAGAAGAAUCAAUGGCUAAUUUUCUGACCCCCUUGACGAAGGCAACGACGAAGCAAUGCGAGUACAUAGUGAAUGCCAGAAACAGACUCGGAGCCCACGCUAUCUACACGGGUGGCUUCAACGCUAACAAGGAGCGGUACAGCUUAUACCUUCCUUCGACUUUCAGCGCGAGGUUCGCCUUCACUGUCGCCUUUCAGUACGAUGGAGCUGAUCUAGACACAUGUGCCUUAUUCCUAGCACACGAGUUGAAGUCGAGGUCGACAUACCUGAAACUCAUAUUUUCCGCUGCGUAUGAUGUGGAGUACUACCGCAACAAUCAAAAACAAUGGAUAAAGCUACUGGAUAUAAGGACACCAGUGAAAGGCUUUCAUGUGCUCGAAUUCGAAGCCGCUGCGUCUCGUUUGCGGGUACAGAUCGACGGCGAAAACAUGUUUCCACAGGAAAACGUUUACGCAGAAUUGGACUUCAUGAGGUUCUUCCGUACAGGCCCAGUAGGAAACGCGCCGUUUGUAUUUUGGGAAAGUCACUUUACUGCAACCGAAUAUUUCGUCCAGUUUGAGCCAAAGUUUACCUUCGAUCACGACAAUUUGAGCAUCAGAGCAGGAGGAUAUGCCUUUAUACAAGCUCAAUGGCGCAAAGAUAUUAAGUUACCGGAGACAUCCCCUGAAGCACACCUGCUGACACUUACUAGUAGAAACUGGAAUAGAAUUUUGAAACUUUUUUAUUGUGUUUUGAGGGUAUUAAACACCACACAACGACGAAAGUUCAGUUUCAACAUUCAAGUGAUGCGAACACGUUCCUUCAAUAUUAUUCCUAUAUCGCGAACACACGUGCCUCCUAACCAGCCGAUGUGACUCAGCGGAUUUGAUGUUGCGCUGUGAUGCACGAGGUAGUGCGAUCAAAUUCAUGCAGCAACGGCAGCAUUUCGACGAGGGCGAAAUACAAACACGCCAGUGUCCCGUGCGUUUUGGGUACAUUCAAGAUCACCAGGUAGUCAAGCUUAAUCCGGAGUUCGCCACUGUACAG